Molecule: messenger RNA, 9075 nt
Organism: Electrophorus electricus (electric eel)
Lineage: Eukaryota; Metazoa; Chordata; Actinopteri; Gymnotiformes; Gymnotidae
Gene: unc79
Product: unc-79 homolog, NALCN channel complex subunit
Molecular function (GO): protein binding
Source: RefSeq, a predicted model, not a curated record
UCUGGUGUACGAGGGGGUCUAUUCACUUUUUCAAGACUGAAGGGGAAAUACCGUAGAAACCGCAGGGUUAAAUAUCGUUUUCACAGUCUUUGCUCUGUUAUUCGUGGGGAGUUCUCACCAUGUCUACGAAAGCAGAACAAUUUGCCUCUAAGAUUCGCUACUUGCAAGAGUAUCACAACCGUGUGCUACACAAUAUUUACCCUGUGCCGUCUGGAACAGACAUUGCAAAUACACUGAAAUACUUUUCACAAACCCUCCUCAGCAUCCUGUCGCGUACAGGCAGGAAGGAGAGCCAGGAAGCUUCCAAUUUGGCCGUGCCCAUGACCAUGUGUCUUUUUCCUGUGCCAUUCCCACUCACCCCAUCUCUAAGACCACAAGUCAGUUCCAUCAACCCUACAGUUACUCGCUCCCUCCUUUACAGCGUUCUGCGGGACGCCCCGGCCGACCGGGGGGGGGCCACCCAGCAAAGUCGGGACGCUCAGCUCUCAGAGUACCCCUCUCUGGACUAUCAGGGGCUUUAUGCCACCCUCGUCACGUUGCUUGACCUGGUGCCCCUGCUGCAGCACGGUCAGCACGAUCUGGGCCAGGCCAUAUUUUACACAACAACCUGCCUGCUACCCUUUCUCAGUGAUGAUAUUCUCAGCACAUUGCCCUAUACAAUGAUCUCCACUUUAGCCACCUUCCCUCCUUUCCUACACAAAGACAUCAUAGAAUACCUGAGCACAUCCUUCCUUCCUAUGGCUAUACUGGGUUCAACUCGAAGAGAAGGGGGAGUCCCAGCAUACGUUAAUCUCUCAGCUUCCUCUAUGCUGAUGAUUACUAUGCAGUAUACGUCCAACCCAGUGUACCACUGUCAGCUUUUGGAGUGCUUGAUGAAAUAUAAGCAGGAAGUGUGGAAGGAUCUUCUUUAUGUGAUAUCGUAUGGGCCAUCCCAAGUAAAACCCCCUGCUGUUCAAAUGCUCUUCCACUACUGGCCAAACCUCAAGCCCCCUGGUGCAAUUAGUGAGUACAGGGGACUUCAGUACACAGCUUGGAAUCCUAUUCACUGCCAACACAUCGAAUGUCAGAAUUCUAUUAAUAAACCUGCAGUAAAGAUGUGCAUCGACCCUACUCUCUCUGUUGCCCUGGGAGACAAGCCCCCUCCUCUCUAUAUCUGUGAAGAAUGUAGUCAGAGGAUUGCUGGAGACCAUGCAGAGUGGCUUGUUGAUGUUCUUUUACCUCAAGCUGAAAUAUCGGCUAUAUGUCAGAAGAAGAACUGCAGCUCCCAUGUGAGGCGCGCCGUCGUCACCUGCUUCUCGGCUGGCUGCUGCGGUCGCCAUGGCAACCGCCCAGUGCGAUACUGCAAGCGUUGCCAUGUCAACCAUCACAGCAGUGAGGUGGGGGCCUCAGCAGAGACUCAUCUGUACCAGACGUCCCCUCCUCCCAUCAACACACGGGAGUGUGCGGCUGAGGAGCUGGUGUGCACCGUGGAGUCUGUCAUCAGCCUGCUGAAAGAGGCAGAGAUCCACGCAGAGCAGCGGGAGCUCGAGAUGAACCGCCGGCGUCAGAUGGGCCUCUCCACCUCCCACCAUUCGCUGGACAACCUGGAAUUUGACAACAAAGAGGAUGAUCAGCAUGACCAGAGAUUGCUCAGUCAGUUUGGGAUCUGGCUCCUGGUGAGCCUGUGUGCCCCCAGUGAAAACACUCCCACGGAGAGCCUGGCACGGCUGGUGAGCAUGGUCUUCCAGUGGUUCCACUCCACCGCCUACAUGAUGGACGACGAGGUGGGCAGUUUGGUGGAGAAGCUCAAGCCGCAGUUUGUGACCAAGUGGCUCAAGACGGUGUGCGAUGUGCGCUUUGAUGUCAUGGUCAUGUGCCUGUUGCCCAAGCCAGUGGAAUUUGCCAGGGUGGGUGGCUAUUGGGAUAAAUCCUGCAGUACAGUUUCACAGCUGAAGGAGGGCCUGAACCGCAUCCUCUGCUUGAUCCCUUAUAAUGUCAUCAGCCAGCCAUUGUGGGAGUGCUUUAUGCCAGAAUGGCUGGAGGCCAUCCGCACUGAGGUGCCAGACAACCAGCUCAAGGAGUUCCGGGAAGUCCUUAGCAAGAUGUUUGAUAUAGAAUUAUGUCCACUUCCCUUUUCCAUGGAGGAGAUGUUUGGUUUCAUAAGUUGCAGAUUCACAGGAUACCCUGCAUCAGUACAAGAACAGGCCUUAUUGUGGCUCCAUGUGCUGUCACAGCUGGACAUUGUUGUACCACUACAGCUCUUGAUUGGCAUGUUUUCAGAUGGUGUGAACUCUUUGAAAGAACUGGCCAAUCAGAGGAAAGCUCGAGCUGCCGACCUAACAGGAAAUGCAGGGGCCAGAAGGGUGAGUGUAGUAUCAGACCCUGGCAGAAGGGGGCAGCACAACACUCUGAGUCCAUUUCCCAGUCCGUUCCGGAGCCCCUUCCGCAGCCCUCUCCGUUGCAGCCCUUUUAAGAACCUGGGUCAUGCCACGGGCAACUGUGCUCUAGACCUGGACUGUGAUGAUGAUGACAUGAACCUGGGCUGCUUCAUCCUCAUGUUUGACCUCAUCCUCAAGCAGAUGGAGCUGCAGGAUGAUGGAGUGAUGCUGGGAUUGGAGGGCAGUCUGGGCAGGGACAUUGUGGGCAUCAUUAACAGCGUGUUCCAGGCACCCUGGGGUGGCUCGCAUACCUGCCAGAAGGAUGAGAAGGCUCUGGAGUGCACCCUGUGCCAGUCCAGCAUCCUCUGCUACCAGCUGGGCUGUGAGCUCCUACAGAGACUCACCCCUCCUGAGGAGAUACGCCUGGUGCAGGAGCCUGUUGAUAGUCUUGAGGAGAGUCUAGUGUUUCCCCAGUCUGAGCUGUGUCUCAAACCAGAGAGCAUUACAGAGGAGGGUGACAAUGCAUCUGGCAUUAGCCCAGACAACCCUGGCAACCAGAGUCAUUCCCCAGUCAACCCACCUUUAAAGAAUAAUGCUGACAGGAAAUUCUCCUACCAGCAGCUUCCUGCUUCACUCAGGCUUAUCUACACCAUACUACAGGAAAUAGCUAAGUUUGAGGAGCCGGAUAUCCUAUUCAACAUGCUGAACUGUCUGAAGAUCCUGUGUCUUCAUGGGGAAUGUCUGUACCAUGCCCGCAAAGACCACCCUCAGUUCCUGGCCUACAUCCAGGAGAAGAUGCUUAUUCCCAGUCUGUGGUCUAUGCUGAAGUCUGAGUUCUGCCAGCUGGCCUCCCUAGCAGUGCCUCAGCUGCUCCACGCUCUCACGCUGUCCCACGGCGCUGACAUAUUUUGGAGGCUGGUUGACAGCAGUUUCAACAACAAAGACUGGAAGAUUCGCUUUGAAGCAGUCGAGCGAGUUGCAGUGCUGUGCCGCUUUUUGGACAUCGGCUCGGUCACUAAGAGCCACCUGCUGAAGUACUCACUGGCCCAUGCCUUCUGCUGCUUCCUGGCCAGUGUGGAGGAUGUCAACCCUGCUGUGGCCACCAGGGCCAGGCUACUACUGGACACCAUUAAACGACCCUCACUACAGGGCCUGUGUCUUUGUAUGGACUUCCACUUUGACACGGUGGUAAGAGACCGGCCCACCAUCCUGAGCAAACUGCUCCUGUUGCACUCUCUGAGACAUGACAUCCCUGCACUGAGCUGGGAAUUCUUUGUGAACCGCUUCGAGACUCUGUCCCUGGAGGCUCAGCUGCACCUGGACUGCAACAAGGAAUUCCCUUUUCCUACCACCAUUACAGCGGUGAGGACUAAUACAGCCAACCUCAGUGAUGCAGCUAUGUGGAAGAUCCGAAGGGCACGCUUUGCACGAAAUCGACAGAAGAGUGUGCGUUCACUCAGAGACAGCGUGAAGGGCACAUCCGAAUCCAAACGUGCCUUCUCUCUCCCUGAGACACUCUGCAACAAACUGCCUCUAAGGCUUACAAGACAAGAGCAGUCUGCACCCACGCUCAGAGAUAUGCUAGAGAAAGUACUACCAGCCCACCAGCCGGGGCAGAGCUCUCCUCCAGAGGAUGAUUCAGUCAUCAAGGAUCUUCUCCCAGAGGAUGCCGGCAUAGACCACCAGACAGUCCACGCCCUCAUCAUGGUGCUGAUGAAGUUCAUGGCGAAGGACAAGAGCAGUGCUGAGGCUGACAUCGGCAGUGCCAAAGCAUUCAAUACGGUGAAAAGGCACCUCUAUGUCCUGCUGGGCUAUGACCAGCAGAUGGGCUGCUUCAUGAUCGCCCCUCAGAAAAUGCGCUCCUCCACCUGCUUCAAUGCAUUCAUCGCUGGCAUUGCACAGGUGAUGGACUACAACAUCAGUCUGGGGAAGCAGUUGCUGCCCCUGGUGGUGCAGGUACUGAAGUACAGCACAUGCCCUCAGCUCCGACCCAACUUCCAGGAAGCGCCACGCUGUUCCUUAUGGGCACUGAGGCCACACAUCAGACAAAUGUGGCUCAAGGCCUUACUUGUUAUUCUCUACAAGUACCCAUACAGGGACAUGGAUAUGAGUAAAGAGGUUGUUCUGCACCUGAUCCACAUCACCAUCAACACCCUGAACGCGCAGUACCACAGCUGCAGACCCCACAUCUCAGCGGGACCGCUCUACAGCGACAACUCUAACGUCAGCCGCUACAGCGAGAAAGAGAAGGAGGAGGACAGUGUGUUUGACGAAUCAGACAUACACGACACUCCGACAGGAGCGAGCAACAAGGAAUCGCAGACCUUCUUUGCUCGUCUUAAGAGGAUCGGGGGCAGCAAGUCUGUCAAGUAUCAGCCAGUGGAGCUCAAUGCUCAGAGGAGUGAAAUUGAGUUGGCGGAGUACCGGGAGGCAGGCCCCCUGCAGGACAGCCUGCUGGCCCCGGCACGGGAUGAGGGUGGUAGCAAGAAGAAGCGUUUGCAGGCUAUGCACAAGCAGAAGUCCCUUGACAUCUCCAAUGCUGACUCCAUCCUUUUCAGCCUGGAUGAGCAUCGCCGCAAGUCAUGCAUCGACCGCUGUGACCUGCAUGGGCCGCCACCCCCGCCCCCCUCAUCCUCCUGCUCCACAGCGAGGCAGUCACGGCGGGCAGAGCGCCGCAGCAAAGCCUCCUUUGAUGGCUCAUCAGGCGCUGAUGGACCAGGUUCUAAUAUGCCUAUUGAUGGCAUCAGGCCCGUUAUUCCUGAGGUCCGACUGAGCUGCAUGGAGACGUUCGAAGACAAAUCCUCAGGGCUGGACUCGCCUCUGGCGGUUUUGAAGCCUCCUCAUGGCAAGGAAGAUGGCGACCUGAUUGAUCUAUCUUCCGACUGCACUUCCAUACCAGAAAAGCGCUCCAUUCUCUCGCUGUCUGACAGCGACUCACUGGUCUUUGAGCCUCUCCCGCCACUGCGCAUUGUCGAGAGUGAUGAGGACUUGUUUGAGGCACUUUCGAAGCCACUGACUGGGAUGCAGAGCAAAUCCGAGCAUCCGUCACCCACAUCUGCCAGCACUGUCAUGCGUCUGUCCCCGGUUGUCCAAGUCAGUGUGCAAGACUGCUCCAGGGAGAGGACGAGCAGAUCCAGCAGCUCAGCUAAGGGGAGCCCUGCACAGGCCACAGAGCACAGGUCUCCCUCUAUGACCCCCACUGCCUCCCUUGAGCUCCCUGACCCCACGCACCAACCUGGAGGCCUGGAGAGCCCCAUGACUUUGAAGCAGAAGAGAAACCUGUUCAGAAAGACGUCCCAUGUACCCGAUACCUCCGAAGAUGAUGGGUGCACACUGCCUGAGGACAAAGUGUCAGGAAGCCCGGCAGGGAGGUCUGUGUACCUCAGCGUCCCCGAGGACACUCUGGACAGCCUGGAUCCACUGAAAGCUGCCAAAGGGGAAGGGGACACACACGUCGAAGAUGAGAAUGAUGCUGAAGAUGACGAUGACACCGGUGACGAGAGAGACAGCAAUCCCAAGCCUGAUGAUGAGAGCGACGAGGCUGAGUUCAAGAUCCAGAUCGUACCUCGGCAGCGCAAACAGAGGAAGAUAGCAGUGAGCGCAAUCCAAAGGGAAUACCUGGACAUUUCCUUUAGCACUCUCGACCAGAUGGGUGAACAAAGCACAGAUGCAGAUCCCAAAUCUCUGUCCAAACUGGAAAAGCCGCGAGGAUCGGCCUCAGCCCCGGCUCUCGAGGCCUCUGCCCCAGAAACGAGCAACCGAUCCUCAGUAACGACUCAGUACCGCCAGGUGAAGCGUGGCUCUCUGGGAGCCGUGACGAUGACUCACCUGAUGAAAAGGCAGCUGGAGCACCAGUCCAGCGCACCACACAACAUCAGCACGUGGGAAACAGCAGGUCCCACGAAGACCAGCCUGCUGUCAGCUCCCAGCACAGUGAGCAUGUUUGUGCCUGCGCCUGAGGACUUCAGCGAUGAGCAACCUACCAACAUGGCUGACAGAUGUCGUGACUGCGGGGCUGUGUUGGAGGAGUAUGAUGAGGAGACACUGGCUUUGGCUGUGGUGGUUCUCUCUAUGUUCAUCCACCUGAGCCCAGAUCUGGCUGCUCCACUCCUCCUGGACAUCAUGCAGUCAGUGGGAAGGUUGGCAUCCAGUGCCAGUUUCUCUGGCCAGGCUGAAAGUAUGCUGAUCCCUGGUAACGCCGCUGGUGUGGCUAAGCAGUUCCUGCGCUGUGUGCUCCACCAGCUCGCCCCUAACGGCAUCCUGCCGCAGCUCUUCCAGAGCAACAUCAAAGAUGGGAGCUUCCUUCGCACACUGGCCACAUCUCUUAUUGAUUUUAAUGAACUGAGCUCUGUAGCAGCUUUAAGCCAGCUUCUUGAGGGGUUGAACAAUAAGAAGAGUUUGCCAGCAGGGGGCGCAAUGCUCCACUGCUUGGACAACAUUGCCACAUUCAUGGAGGCUCUUCCUAUGGACUCCCCUAGUAACCUCUGGACAACCAUCUGCAACCAGUUCCAAACCUUCUUGACUAAGCUUCCUGCUGUACUGCCUUUGAAGUAUCCACUAGACUCCAGCUUGAGAAUCAUCAUCUGUUUACUGAAGAUACCGACUGCUAAUGCCACCAGAAGUUUGCUGGAACCCUCCUCCAAAUUGCUGAGCUUCGUUAUCCAGUAUGGCGUGUUCAGCCUCUCCUACCUCGUCGAGCUCUGUGGCCUCUGCUACAAAACCUUUAGUAAGGAAAGGGACAAAUUCUACAUGUCCCGGGUUGUGGUCCUGGAGUUACUGCAAGCACUGAAGUUCAAGUCUUCGAUUCCUGACACUAAUCUUUUACUCCUGGUCCAGUUUGUAUGCACUGACAUCGGAACCCGGCUAGCUGAGUCAACAAUUCUACAAAAGCACAUGAUCUCAUCUUUGCCUGGGUGCACAACAGCUGCCAUGGAGUGUUUGAGGCAGUACCUCAGUGAGCUGCUAGAUUUCAUUGCAGACAUGCACACUCUGACCAAAUUAAAGAGUCAUAUGAAGGCAUGCUCACAGCCGCUUCAUGAGGAUACAUUUGGUGGGAAUCUAAAAGUAGGCUUAGCCCAGGUAGCUGCCAUGGAAAUCAGUAAAGGCAAUCACCGUGACAACAAGGCAGUGAUUCGUUACCUACCAUGGCUAUAUCACCCGCCCUCUGCUAUGCAACAGGGGCCCAAAGAGUUCAUUGAAUGUGUUUCUCACAUCCGCCAACUCUCCUGGCUUCUGCUGGGCUCUCUUACCCACUGUGCUUUGCAUCAGGGCUCCACAUCCUGUAUGCCCAUUCCACUGGACGCCGGCUCUCACAUCGCAGACCACCUCAUUGUCAUCCUCAUUGGAUUCCCAGAGCAGUCCAAGACCUCAGUGCUACACAUGUGCUCCCUGUUCCAUGCCUUCAUGUUCGCACAGCUGUGGACCAUCUACUGUGAACAGGCGGCCGCAGCACCAGCUGGCCAGAACCAGAACCAGAAUGAGUUCUCCUCUGGGGCCAUCCUCACGGGCCUGGAGUUCUGGAGCCGUGUCACACCCAGCAUCCUCCAACUCAUGGCCCAUAACAAAGUAAUGGUGGAAAUGGUGUGUUUGCAUGUCAUCAGUCUGAUGGAAGCGUUACAAGAAUGCAAUUCAACCAUUUUUGUAAAGUUAAUUCCUAUGUGGUUGCCAAUGAUUCAGUCUAACCUAAAUCACCUGUCUGCAGGUCUCCAGCUGCGUCUGCAGGCCAUCCAGAACCGAGUGAACCACCAGGGCCUCCAGGGGUCUCCUUCCGGCUCCUUUCCUUUCGCCCUACGCAAAUGGCUACAGUGCACUCAGUUUAAAAUGGCUCAAGUGGAGAUCCAGUCCUCAGAGGCUGCCUCCCAGUUCUACCCCAUGUGACACACACUCCUGUAGGAGCGCCUGCAAGACCAGCACACACUCUGCUCCAGACAGCACACUCUUUUUCUGUGAACACAAGCGUAGUUAUAUUUUGCAGCUCCGUUUUUGUGUGUAUGACCUGAGUUAUACUACUGUUUGUGGGUUUUGGCAACAGCAAUUAUGCAGUAGCAAAUGCAGCCUAACAGUGUAUACCUUAACUGAGGUCUGUGAUCGCAUGCAAUCUUCAUGGUCAUGCAUAAGGCAAGUGAAGUCAUUAAGGAAACAUUGGCACAGAAUAUUAAGAUGUCAGAACAGCAGGAGGUGAUACAAACAGAUACAGGAGUCUUCCUACUGUGUGGGUGGGUGAGCGAGAUGUGGACAAUUAUGCCCUAUCAUGAUAAGCAUUUGGGUGGUCCCACUGUGGAAUAUAUUUAUUUAUUUAUCUAUUAAACAGAAAUGCAGCUUUGAAUUUUUUUUUUUUUUAGCUCAAACAUUUAAUUUGGUUACUGAGUUUAAGGUUAGGUUUAGGUUUGAAUGUAGCAUUAUUAGUAUAUAUAAGUAAAGCAUUAUUUAGCUAAAUUAUUCCACAUGUCACUGGAAAGACUCCACAAUCAUGUUAAUACAAGUGUGUGUGUGUGUGUGUUUGUGUGUGUGUGUGUUUGUGUGUGUGUGUGUGUGUGUGUGAGAGAGAAAGAGAGACAGAAGUAUGAGAUAUGGGAAUCAUACUACCCUUCAUGUGAACAGAAGCUGAAAGAAUAAUGUUAAAUGUAGAGGGCUUAUAAAAACACUUUACAGAUAUUGAACCAUAUGUUUUGAAUAUGUUUAUUCCUUUUAAGUAAAAAAAUAAAACAGAAGUUUUCUA